AUGUCGGAUAUCACGACGGGAAUUGAAAACCUAAGUGUCUCUGAUGGUGGUGUCGUUGAACAAGCGGGUCAACCUACAUCCCGCGGUCGUCAUCGGCGGAGAGAUCUACAUGCUUUUGCUAGCUUGACUCCUAGUUACGCACAGACCCCCACAGAGGCCAACGGAAUGUUUGAUCCCAAUGCGGCAGCCUCAUCGGCAGGUAUAUCUCCGCCUACACGGGCAGAAGUUUCUAGGCAAUACACACAAAAUCAGUAUGUGCCCACAGAAUACCCACUGACUUCUUAUCAGACGGCGAUCCCUGGUAGUUCCCCUGUCAACGGGCCCCAUGUGCCUGGUGCAUCGACCAUAUCUGAGAUCCCCACACAGUUAUCUAAAAUGGCGGCCGCUGGAGUGCCUGCCGUAACUUCUACCCCUGCCUUGUCGGUUCCUCUCCUGCGUUACUCAUCCGAUGAAAACUUCAAAUCGGCACCCUUUCUCACUUUCGAAAAUGUCUCUCCGCCUCCUGCUGGAACCCAGUAUAACGUGGUGGACCAGGGAAAUGCUUCGCCGAAAUUCGUUCGGAUGUCUCUCUAUAGCGUCCCUGCCACAAAAGCCUUGCAGGAGUCUACCGGGCUUCCGCUAGGACUGUUGUUGCGGCCGUUCGCCCCAGUACCAGCACGGGAAAAAAUUCCCGAAGCCGAUUUCACCGCAGCCUUGGGUGUUCCCCGGUGUAGACGGUGCCGUGCAUACGUGAACCCUGCAAUGCAACAGACCGGCUACCAGAUGGUAUGCAAUCUCUGUGGAUUUACCAGUCCUGUUCCAAAUGAUUACACAUCCACUGUGGAUAGUGGUGGUGUGAGAUCUGAUUUCUACCAGCGGCCUGAGCUUCAUGCCGGCAUCUACGAUAUCCGCGUGCCCAAGGGAUACUGGUUGGAGGAGUCGCGGGCACCCGAGGCAUUGCACCACGUUUUCCUCGUGGAUUUGUCGCGCUCAUCGACCCAGUCGCAGAUGCUAAAUGCGGCCUGUACAGCCAUCCGAUUAGCUCUCUAUUCGGAAGACAGACAGCUUCCAAUGGGCAGUAAGGUGGCCCUCGUUGGCUUUGACAGCUCACUACGAUUUUUUAAUUUAUCUCCUUCUCACCAUCAGGCCAGUUUCUCAGUGAUGAGCGACCUCUUCGAUCCGUUUGCACCGUUUUCCGAUGAAGCAGGAAUGUUCGUCGACCCGGUACAAUCGCACGACGUGAUCGAGGCCACACUCAGCUCGUUAGAACAAGAGGACGCUGAUGCGAAAAUAGACGACGGUCCGGCUUUUGGAGCUGCAUUGAACGCCGCGGAUAUUCUAUUAGCUUCGCAUGGGGGUGGCCAGGUUACCGCAUUUCUUUCCACUGUACCAUCUUGUGGGCCGGGUGAGCUCCGGCCCAAAUUGCCAGGGGGCAACCCUGGCGCAGACUUUGCAAGUGCCGUGCUAACUGCAAAAAGCUCGUUUUAUCGGGACUUAGCAAAUCAAUAUCUCAAACAUCAUGUUGGUGUGAACGUGUUUGUCGGAUCUCCCUUGCCUAUUGACAUGAUAAACAUUGAGUACUUGACGUGCCGUACCGGAGGUGUUACGAAAUAUUUUCCCCGUUUCAAUAUUGACAGGGAUGAGCUGGAUCUGGCCCAGGCCGUUAAAGCUUCUGUGUGCGACGUGUCGGGCUACGAGGGUCAGCUUAAAAUCCGGUGCUCGUGGGGACUUCAAGUGUCGCGAAUCUACCACGCCAUGCAGGCGGUGGACACCGGGGGAGCUGCCCAGGGAGCAGCGGCCACUCCUGUUUUCCCUGUGGUUGGCCCGCAGACAUCUGUGGCAUGUGACUUUGUCUAUGACGGCAAUUUGAAUACGAAAAAGGAUGCACACUUUCAGGCAGCUAUGCUCUACACCGGCUCAGAUGGCAUACGCCGUGUCCGUGUGAUCAAUUGCAUAAUGUCGGUCACGGAAAGAGUGGCGGAUGUGUUUUCUUUUGCAGACCAGGACACCGUAUUAGCGUUGACAUUGCGUAGUUGUCUAGCCAAACUUCCGGACGUAUCUCUCAUCACCGUGAGAAACUUGUUAGCUACUCGGACGACGGAAAUUGUUUCGCGGUAUGCUGCUCUUGUUGCCAAGAACACGUCUCUACCAGGGCAGCUUGUUUUGCCCCAGGGACUCCGCACUCUUCCGAUGUUAGUGCUUGGUGCGUUGAAAAGCCGGGCACUCAUGUCCAGUACGGCUGCUCCAGAUUGCCGUGUCGAUAGCUUGGCCACUUUGAUGACAGCGCCGGCGGAUCAGUUGUCGUUGGCGAUUUAUCCAGUGAUGUACUGCUUACACAGGUUAGAGGAAGGUGAUGCCGAGUAUGAGACUACCGCGACGGCCACUCCUUCCAACGGGAAUUCUACCACGGAAGCCCCAACCGCGCAUUUUAAUCUCCCCCCAUGUGUUCCGCUUUCACAAUCUCAACUCGAAGCAGGCGGAGCUUAUCUCAUAUUUAAUGGCAAGCAGAUGGUAAUGUGGCUCCACAGUGAUGUCUCGUCAGAUUUUCUUCACGAUCUCUUUGGCCGAAACGUGGACUCCUUGGAGAUGCUAGACCCAAAUGUGGCGCAGUUGCCCCUACUCGACACGGGCCUCUCGCGACAAAUCCGCGGUUUGCGGGAUUUUAUUGCAAGGCAUUUUAUUGGCGUGGACGACCACUCCAUUCAAAUCUGCCGGUUCCGUACCGACACCAACGAGCGGGAAUUUCUCGAGCUUCUCUACGAAGACCGCAGUGCGGAAAUGGUAUGGUCGUACGCCGAGUUCUUGCGCUACCUUCAUAAAAAUAUAGACACCGAGCAGCAAGAACCCGCAAAGUCGGGUAAACGUUUUGGUUUGUUCUGA
Molecule: messenger RNA, 2859 nt
Organism: Brettanomyces nanus
Lineage: Eukaryota; Fungi; Ascomycota; Pichiomycetes; Pichiales; Pichiaceae
Exons: 1
Coding region: 1-2859 (952 amino acids)
Biological process (GO): COPII-coated vesicle cargo loading; endoplasmic reticulum to Golgi vesicle-mediated transport; intracellular protein transport
Cellular component (GO): endoplasmic reticulum exit site; COPII vesicle coat
Molecular function (GO): SNARE binding; zinc ion binding
Source: RefSeq, a predicted model, not a curated record